AUGUCUUCUGCCAGCUCAAAAAAACCGCUUCUGCUUUACACUGGUGUCACGCCCAAUGGGCGAAAAGUGUCUAUCUUGCUUGAGGAACUCAAAGCUAUGUAUGAUAAUAUCGACUAUGACGUGUACAACGUCAACAUGUCGAAUGACGAGCAGAAGGAGCCGUGGUACAUCAAACUGAACCCUAAUGGAAAGGUACCCGUGCUUGUCGAUAGACAGCGCGGGGAUUUCGCCGUUUUCGAAACCGCUGCGAUACUGCUGUACCUCGAGCAACACUACGACCUUCAAUACAAGUUCUCUUUUAACCCAGCCACACAGCCGAACGAUCACAGCGAGAUGCUGCAGUGGAUGUUCUUCGCUCACGGUGGAAUUGGACCUAUGCAGGGACAGGCGGCUCAUUACACCCGCUUUUUGCAGGAAGACAUACCCUACGCAAAGAAGCGUUAUGUCGACGAAACCAAGCGUCUCUACAACGUCCUGAACAUUCGUCUCGCCAACCGUGACUGGCUUGCUGGACCAGGACGUGGCGCAUACAGCAUUGCCGAUAUAAACGCCUUCCCUUGGGUCAAUCUUCACGGAUUCUGCGGUAUCGAAUCACUCGACGAAUGGCCCAACGUCAAGUCGUGGAUCACCAGAAAUAAGGAGCGACCCUGUGUGAGAGCAGGACUCGCAGUGCCUUAA
Molecule: messenger RNA, 678 nt
Organism: Sparassis crispa
Lineage: Eukaryota; Fungi; Basidiomycota; Agaricomycetes; Polyporales; Sparassidaceae
Product: Glutathione S-transferase-like protein
Exons: 7
Coding region: 1-678 (225 amino acids)
Source: RefSeq, a predicted model, not a curated record